AUGCUAAGAACACUUCGAUGGCUUCGUAAAGAUCCACAUGUUCAUUAUGAAGUAUCUGAAAUGCAAGAUGAACAAAGUCAACAACAACAUUCUGCUCGAAUGAUUGAUUUAUUUCGAACACCAACAGUUCGUUGGGCAUUAUUUAUAACAGUAUUUCUUCAAUUAUCUCAACAAUUCUCUGGUAUAAAUGCAGUUAUUUAUUAUUCAACUGUUAUAUUUCAAUCAGCUGGUUAUGAAAAAGAUUUAGCUGAAUAUGCAAAUUUAGGUUUAGGUGCAACAAACGUAAUUGUUACAAUAAUAAGUGUUUUUCUUAUGGAUCGUCUUGGUCGACGUAUUCUUCAUUUAACUGGUAUUGGUGGAAUGUUUGUAGCAAGUUUAAUACUUGUUAUAUCACUUGUUGUUCAAUCAACUGCAUUUUGGAAUAAAGUUUCACUUAUAAUGACUAUUUUAUUUGUUGCAUUUUUUGCUGUUGGACCUGGUUCAAUACCAUGGUUAAUUACAUCAGAAUUAUUUAAUCAAACAUUUUGUGUACCAGCUUCAAGUAUUGCUGUACUUGUUAAUUGGUCAGCUAAUUUUAUAGUUGGUCUUGGUUUUAAACCUCUUUUUACGGGUUUAUUGCAUAAAUAUACAUUUCUUCUAUUUACAGUACUUUUAUUAAUAUUUUUUCUUUUGACAUUUUUUUUCGUACCAGAAACAAAAGCAAAAACUGUUGAUACAAUCUAUGCAGAAAUAAACGCUGGUCAAGUAUGGAGGAAACGUCGACCACAAAGUCAAAAUUAUGAUAAUCGAACUGGGGGCAAUAAUGAUGUUGGUAGCACUGUUGAUUAUGGAGUUUUAACAUGA
Messenger RNA from Rotaria sp. Silwood1, 843 nucleotides. The record is from the annotation of a GenBank genome assembly. NCBI's taxonomy places the organism in Eukaryota, Metazoa, Rotifera, Eurotatoria, Philodinida, Philodinidae.